UGUCAUUUUAAAAUAAUGGUGUCUUUGAAGGUGACUAUCAAUCCUGAAUUUGAUGAUCAAUCACCAGGUGCUGCUGGGAAAAUUAUUUUACGUGGUCAGAGGGACACCUUAGUUGGACUUUUAGGUGUAGAUGAAGCUGUGUAUGCCAUAUCCAAAAGAGAUCUUUUGACAAAAGCUAAAGUAUUCAAUACUUUUAAUAAGCAUGAUUUAGGCUGUGGAGCAGGGGGUGGAUUAAACACAGAUUCUGUACUUAAUAACGCUGGAGUUGUUUUAGCAACUGAUAAAUACUCUCCUCCUCUGGACAGAUCAUCAUCUUGUGUUGAAAAGAAAAGGCAAAAAAGGGAUAUAGGAUCUGACAUAUUGAGUGCUUAUACUGGAAUAGAAAGAGAAUGUUGUGCACUUGGAAUGAACCAUGAUACUCGUGGCAGAUCAUGUGAAGAUAGGACUAACAUUGUUGUUCGAUAUUUGAAAGGAGGGCAUAAGAAUUGCUCUAGAGCGUUUCUGGGUUGUUGCUUAGAAGCACUGGAAAGAGGAUUUACAGAAAUGAAGGUUGAUGAGCAAACAGGCAGAUCAGGUAGACCACUUGUUCCUGAAAUAGAUUUUAUUCCAAUAAAUGAAGAACAUAUCUUUGAAAAGGAUUUAUUUCUUCGAACUGAUUUUAAAGAAGUCUGGAUUUUUCAAGAUGUUACAAUAAGGUGAGAACUUUUUUUUUUAAU
Molecule: messenger RNA, 716 nt
Organism: Stegodyphus dumicola
Lineage: Eukaryota; Metazoa; Arthropoda; Arachnida; Araneae; Eresidae
Product: A.superbus venom factor 1-like
Cellular component (GO): extracellular region
Molecular function (GO): endopeptidase inhibitor activity; protein binding
Source: RefSeq, a predicted model, not a curated record